AUGGAAGCCCAGAUUGCCCUGGUCCGGAGUGCACUCCAUGCUUUGUUUUCGGCACAUGAUGGCGCAACCCGUAAGGCAGCGGACAACUGGCUCCAGAACUUCCGCAACAGCACAGGCUCUUGGCAGCUGUGUUUGGCGCUGCUGUCACGGCCGGGCUUGGCGGAGUACGAGUACCAUUUUGCUGCCCACUCGCUGAGGUUGUCUUGCUGCAAGGUGCCGGAGCUGUUGGACGCCAAUGUGCUCCCGGGUCUGGCAGGUCAACUGGCGGCGCUGCUGCUGGCGAGCGUCGGCGGGGGAACCUGGCCUGUGGCUGGUCAGCUGAGCUCAGCACUGGCGGCACUGGCGGUACGGGCAGUGUGCUGGGAGCCUGAGGCACUGGUGCCGCAGCUGCUGUCGCUGCUGGCGCCGCAGGGGGGUGCAGGGCUGGGCGGUGGCAUGGCGGUAGUGGCAGGAGGCGGCGGACAUGCGGGCGCUGGCGGCGGUGUAGGGACGGUGCUGGCGGCGGCGGUGGGCGCGGAGGCGACGGCGGUGUUUGCCGUUCUGCAUGUGGUAGCUGGUCUUCCUGAAGCUUGUGUGGCUCGCGCCGUGUCAGCGCACCCGCAACGUAAGGCCCAAGUGGCGGCAGCGCUGGCAGUGGAUGCCACUGUCGUACCGCUGCUGCGCGCGACGGUGCACUCAGUGCUGCGACGGGCGGGACUUCAGCUGCUACACGCCUGGUCUGAUCAGCUGGGCGCAGCUCCACGAGGCCUUGAACAUGAGACGGAGCUCCUAAGUUGCCUGUACGAAGCCCUGGCUGCUUCCGACACCGCCACCCUAACUUCGGAGUGCCUCUGCGGCCUCUUCACCGCCUGUACGGCACUAUCCCGCGACGCCGCGGACGACGGCGAUCAGAGCGACACCUCAUCCUCAUCUUCCGGGAUGAUUCUGGGGGAGGCCGUUGCCGUACAUGGCGGCAGAGGCGGCGGACAUCGACGGGCCAACUUACGCGAGGCUGCCCCGGGCUUUCGCAAGCCGCGGCAAAUCAGCGGCGCCGCCGCAUCCACCGGCGGGUACAACACCGGCGGACGACAGCCCGUCGCCGCGGCCGCGACCGCGGGCCGUGCCGCGGCUACUGGUUCACCUGAUCAGCAGCUGUCCAACACACUGUUGCUCCAGCAGCUGCUACAUGGGCUGCAGGCGCUGUUGCAGGGCGCGGCGAUGGUUUACCGAGAGCAGCAGCACCAGCCGCCGCCGCCAGGGUCCAUGGAGGGGUGUGCCUUCUGGUCGAGUUGGUCUGUCGGGCCGCUGAUGGCGCUGCUGGACCAUAGCAACCCCGAGGACACGUACCUGGCUCAGCUGAUGGAGGCAUGUUCCAAACAGGGUGAUGGUCAUGGGACCACCUCGCCGUCAGGGCCUACCGCUGGCGGUGGCGGUGAUGGCGGGAUGGUGGUGCUGCAGAGCCACCUGCCAUUGCUGGCUCAGCUCCUGACGGGGCUGGUGUCGCGGGCGGCGCUGGGGCCGGAGGUGGCGGCGGCGGCCACGGCGGAUGCCCGCGACCUCCCCGAGGAGGUCCGCAUGGUUCGCCGGGAGCUGGGAGCCACGAUGCGGGACCUGGUGGGCCUUGUGGGCCUAGGCCACGUAGCUGCCUUCCUGGAGCGGAUGGUUUCGGAGCAUGCGUCGCAGCUGAAUGCGGCCGCGGCCGCGGCUGCUGCUGAGGGUGUUGUCACCAGAGGCGGGCCAAUGGCUCCCAAUGCCGUCGCAGCGGCUGCUACAGCCGCCUCAUGGACACGUCUGGAAAGCUCGCUGUAUGCGGCCAAUGUGGCGUUGUGUAGCGGGGCGCUAGGGGCCUCCGUCGGGAUCAUUCACAACAGCAGCAACAGCAGCAAAAGGUUUCCCGCGGGCAGCCCCAGAGUCAGCAACACACCCACCGCCGCCAGCUCCCCGGCUGUGGAUGACGCCCACGUCGCCUCCAUCAUCUCCACUGCCGCCGGUGCCGUCGUACACCCCGCCAGCUCCCUCAAACUUGCCGGCACGGCGCUGACGCUGGUGGGUGGCAUGGCGGCGUGGUUUUCGGAGCAUCCCCUGGAGCUGGCGCGGCCGCUGGAGGCGAAGCUGGCGCGCAAUGCGGCGACGGCGCUGAACCGUCUCUGCGUGCAUGGGGGCUGCGCGGCCCUGCUGCUGGGGCGCUACGCUGGCUGGGUGGACGGACUGCGGAGUCUGCUGCCUGGGCCGGAGGUGUCGCUGCGACACAAGCCCGCGCCUGGUGUGGAUAUGACCUCGAAGGAGCUCUUGGUAGCCUCCCUCAUGCGUCUGGCCUGUAGCAGCAUCAGCAGUAGCGUUCCGCCACCGCGGCAGCCGCACUUGCAGCAGCAGCAGUUUCAUCAUUCUGUGGCGCUCCUCCGUCAAGGUCCCUGUAGCUCUGGCAGGGAUUUGGUGGCGGCGGCGGCGGCGGCGGCGGCGACGGCGCCCAUGUCUCGUCACGGCUCUUGUGAGUUGGAUGGUGACGGAGGCGGCAGCAGCGGCGGCGACGGCGCGCCUGCGCCUUGCGGUGCGCUGGCGCCACAAGUGCUGCUGCAGCAGUUGCUUGCGUCGCGGGUGUUGGCCUCGGCUUCGGAGCUGGAGCGCUUGGCGGCGGCGCUGGAGGGCGCGAAUGCGCCGGGGACGCUGCAAGCGCAUCUGCAGUUGUGGCGCAUCAAUCGCCAGCAACAGCAACAGCAACAAUACAUCCACACGCAUCAUCACAACCACCAUCACACAAAUUUGUAUAUAUCGGCGCCUGCAUCACACCUCUAUCCCCAUAAUCAGCAACCGCAGCAGCAGCUGCUGCUGCUGCAUUGCCAGCAGCACUGCCCGCAGCCGUGCCAUCACCACGGGCACGUGCACGGGCAAAUGCAGGGUCAGAUUCAUCGCGCGCAGGUGGCUUCGUCACCCGCCGCCCCUGCCGCCGCCGCUGCGGCGACUGCCGCCGCAUCUCAGCGCAUGCAGCUGUGCCAGCCUGGGUCGCCGCCGGAGCUACACCUGCUGGGCACCGCCGCGCUGAUGGCGGCGCUUCGCCUUGGCGGGCUGGCAGGCAUGAUGCUAUUCAUACCUGCGGCAGGACAGGUGCAGGAUAUGGGUGCCAGCAUGUCGGGCGGUCGCAGGGGGACCGAUACGGCGGCGCGCGGGACAUCGCAGGAGGCGGCAGCGGCACUUGCGAGUAGGGCGGCGUCGGCCACGGAGGUCGACGCCGCCGCUACCGCAGCGGUUGUGUCGAUUGUCGUACAGGUUAUCCGGGCGGUCUGGCCUAACCUGAUGGCGUGUCUUCGGUCGAGCGCGUCUGCAGCCGGAUGCGGUAGCGGCACUGCUACCGCCGUACCACAAGCGGUUGCUGACGACGCGGCGCGCGGCGGGACCAGUUUGUUGCUGGAAACAUGCGAAGGGGCGCAUCUUUUGCCGGCGGCCUGCUCGCUGGUCCACGGCGCGCUGCUGGUGGUCGCUUCGCCACAUAGCGGCAAUGGCGGCGGCGGCGGCUCCGCCGCUGCGGAGCUGCUUUCCUGCGCCGUCUGCCUCCUGGGCCUGGCUCACGGAACUCCACCAGUACCCCCGUCAGAUCAGCAGCUCCAUCAUCAGCAGUGGCCGGCGAACCUGGACUGGCCCAUGGAGCCGGGCGCUGCGACUUGGAGAUCCGCCGCUGCCACGGGCGCGAGAGCAGGCGAUGGCUUGCAACACCAUCGUCCUCCUCAUUAUCAUCAGCAGCAGGAGGCUGUGCGGCCGCUAUGGCAUGGCCCUCCUCGGUGCAUCUUGCAACUGGUGCUUGGUUGCUUGCCGCUCUGCGGUAAGAUCCUGGCACAACAGCAGCAGCUACAGCCGCAGCCGCAGCUGCUGUUGCACCAACUACUUAGUUAUCAUCAUCAUCAUCAUCAUCAUCAGCAGCAGCAGCAGCCACAGCAGCAGCAUUAUCAACAACAGGCAACGACAGAAGGCCAGGCGACUACGGUGGCGGAGCAGGCCGUGCGAGCGGCAUGCCUUGUCGCCCAGAGCGCCUGUGCGAGCUUGCAGAUUCGCAUACAGGCCGUCCGCGUUGGGCGGCCCAUGGGUCUCGCUCCUUCUAGUGCCACCGGAGCUGUCCCUCUGGUGCCGCUGGUCCUAGAUUCGGAGCGGGUUCUUCACGUGGUGCCGGUGCUUCAAGCGUUGCUGCUGCACACGCCACAGGCCUUGGCGACGUCCAGGGAGCUCCUGGAGGGGUUCGUGGCGGCGACCGUAGCGAGCAUCUACUGCCAAGACCCGGAGGCCUGCAGGGUGGUCCUGGAUUGGACACAGCUACUGCUGUGUACGGCGGCGUUUGCGCCGCCGACAGCAGCUGCGGCUGCGAUGGCGCUUCUGCCAGCAGGCCGGGCCGCCGGGCUCCUUGGACAUGGAGCAGGAAGUCGUCGUGGUGGCGAAGUAUCCGCCGCUGGAGGCAGCGGCGGCGGCCUGGCGGCGCUACAAGCGCGUUGCCUGCAGGUGCCAGGUCUGGAACGCGCCUUUGCGGGCAUUGCAUCGCAGCUAGACAUGCCUUGCGCCUGCUGUCCUCCGAAUGAAGCCGGCCUGGUUUAUACUGUCGCGGCGGCGGAGGCAGGGCUUGCCGGCGGCCGCGCCGACGGAGGCAGUGACGCCGCCGCCGGCACAUCGAACACACUGGUGGCGACGGGCAGCCUGGGUGCCGUACUUGUGCUGUCCUUGAUGGUGGCGGCUGCGGGCGCAAUGCCGCCGGACUUGUUGCUAACCGUGAGCACGUGCUUGCACAAUGCCUGGCAAGCCAUGGGCUCGUCGCGCUUUCGGACGUGGGUUCGUACGGCGGCGGUGGAGCUGUGCAACCCCGCCGGGGCCUCCGCUGCUGGCGGUAUGGCGGCCGCGGCCGCGGCUGGACUGAUGCCGUGGUCUCGCUUGAAGCCCGAGGUUUUGACAGCCUCAUUGGACGAGCUUCUUGGUGAGGAGUGUGUGCGGGAUGUAUUGAAGUUCAAGAGGUCGCUCAAGAUGCUUUGCGGUGGCAAGAAGAAGGGCGGCGGCGGUGCGUGA
This is a messenger RNA of Volvox carteri f. nagariensis, 5016 nucleotides long. RefSeq lists its product as uncharacterized. Gene Ontology annotation, cellular component: nuclear membrane; cytoplasm. The coding region runs from base 1 to 5016 and encodes 1671 amino acids. The transcript is spliced from 16 exons. The record is from RefSeq and is a predicted model, not a curated record. Gene Ontology annotation, biological process: protein import into nucleus. NCBI's taxonomy places the organism in Eukaryota, Viridiplantae, Chlorophyta, Chlorophyceae, Chlamydomonadales, Volvocaceae.